AUGUCUAAUGACAAGUUCAAAAGCGUGGAGCACAGAGUGUUGAUAAACGGCUCUGAGACCAGAGUGUCAGUGGCGGCUUUCUUUUUCGGCACGGCGUUGAAGCAUCAACGACUGUAUGGACCUAUAAAAGAGUUGGUAUCGGAGGAGAACCCGCCGAAGUACAGAGAGACGACGUGUAAGGAGUUCACCGCCGUGUCCUACGAGAAAGGUCUUGAUGGAAACUCGAGGUUCCGCAAAAAGAGAUCAGAAGAAAUACGACAACCCAAAACAAGAAAACAAAUAACAAUGGCUUCUGCCGCAACUACCAAUCCAGGUUACGAUCGGCUAGCGGAGCUGAAGGCGUUCGACGACACAAAAGCCGGAGUGAAAGGGCUAGUGGACGCCGGAAUCAAAGAGCUUCCCCGGAUCUUCCAUACCCCGCCGGAUUCCCUCAAUUGCAGACCCUUAGCUUCACCGGAGGAUCCCAAUUUCAUCCUCCCGGUAAUCGACCUUGAAGGUACGACAAACCCAGAAAGGCGCAAACACGUCGUCGAAAAGAUUAAAGACGCCGCAGCAAAUUGGGGUUUCUUCCAAAUCGUCAACCAUGGAGUCCCUGUAAGCACCCUGAAUGAGAUGAAGGCCGGAGUUCACCGGUUUUUCGAUCAGGAAGUGGAAGUGAAGAAGGAAUUCUACGGCAACGACCUGACCGGGAAAGUCGUCUACUCCAGCAGCUAUGAUCUGUACACUUCGCCGGCGGCGACCUGGAGAGAUUCCAUCCUCUAUCAUAUGGUUCCGGACCCGCCGGAGACAGAGCAAAUGCCGGCCUGCUGCAGGGGAAUCGUGACGGAGUACUCAGGGGAGAUGGUGAAAUUGGGGGAUUUGCUUUUCCAAUUGUUGUCGGAGGCGCUGGGUCUGGGGACAAAUCGCUUGAAGGAAAUGGGCUGUGCCGACGGAAUGGCGACCCUGUGCCAUUACUAUCCGGCUUGUCCUCAGCCGGAGCUCACAAUGGGAAUCCAUCACCAUGCCGAUCUGGGUUUCAUCACGAUUCUUUUGCAGGAUGCCGUCGGAGGGCUUCAGGUUCUUCGCCGGGACUGUUGGGUUGAUGUGCCUCCUGUGCCGGAAGGUCUCGUUGUCAACAUCGGGGAUAUGUUUCAGCUGAUAUCCAACGGGAGGUUUCCGAGCGUGGUGCACAGGGCGGUGGUAAAGAGCGUCGGACCUAGAGUAUCCGUCGGUGCGUUCUUCCGUAAUGAAGCGUCGUCGGGUUCGAAAGUGUAUGGACCUAUAGCGGAACUGAUAACGGAAAAGAACCCUUCAAAAUAUCGAGAAGUCGCGGUUGGGGAUUUCUACAAGCAUAACGCAGGUGGCACCUACCUGCAGCAGCUUGAGUUAUGAGACAAUGCUUUCGAUACCGAAUAAGAUAAUAUUGUGUAAUAACGAUCUCGAUUUUGGGAUUCCCAAAUCUAAUAGUGUUGUAAAAUGAUACGAUAAGUGUUGUUAAAUCAACUCGAUAAUUUCACCAAGCAAAUGUACGAAUGUGAAUCACAUUAUGUGACAAAUAAAUUGACAAUGGAGUAUGGGUUCGCCAAAAAUUCUUAUUCCUUCACAAUGUUUCCAUCAUUACAAAAGAG
Molecule: messenger RNA, 1607 nt
Organism: Linum tenue
Lineage: Eukaryota; Viridiplantae; Streptophyta; Magnoliopsida; Malpighiales; Linaceae
Source: the annotation of a GenBank genome assembly